GACCCUCCUGAGGGACCUCCAAAUGAAGGACGAGAAAGUGGUGGAAAGAGUACAAAGGAGAUAAAAUCAAAGAACAAUAGCUCAGAAAGUGGAUCUAAAACUCCAAGUGAAAGUAGUCAAAUAAGAAAUGAACAUGGAAAAGGUCAAUUGGAUAGCGUAAGCAAGCAAUGUAAGCAGUUCGGAGCACAGGACGAGUGUGUGAACGAUUCUGUAGGAAGUGGAGCAGGGAGUGUAGCAUUAAACAGAAGUAAAGGAGCGGCAAGCAGUAAGAGCGGCGUAUCAAAUGAAGACGAUUCAGAGCGUGAAGGAGCAAGUGGAGAAAAAAAGCGUGGUUCAAAGGAGGGCUGGAAGCUUUUCAAGUUCCGCAAGAGCAAAGGCAGUGCAGAAGAUGCCAGGCAGAGGAGAACAAAGGGCACCCAAGAAUCAGCUGAACAAGAGACCGAAGCGCCUCCUCAACAAACGGCUGUAGACUACAAUGCUCCUCAACGUCGAAAUUAUCCACCGGCUGGAAACUAUCCACCACGAGGUGGGAACUAUCCACCCCAAGGUGGGUACCCGCCACCUGGUGGAAACUAUCCACCUCCAGGUGGGAACUACCCGCCACCAGGUGGAGGUUAUCCACGACCAGGUGGUAACUAUCCACCACAAGGUGGAGGCUAUCCGCCACCGGGUGGAGGUUAUCCACCGCCAGGAGGAAACUACCCUCCACAGCAGCCGUUUGGCAACUUCCCACAGCCACCACCUGCCCCCGGGUCACCCUUGAAACCACCGCCUCCCGACCAGCAAGGCGGUUAUAUUUACGACAAGGAUGAUUAUUUU
Cooperia oncophora is the source of this 819-nucleotide messenger RNA. The record is from the annotation of a GenBank genome assembly. Lineage: Eukaryota; Metazoa; Nematoda; Chromadorea; Rhabditida; Trichostrongylidae.